Varanus komodoensis (Komodo dragon) is the source of this 3948-nucleotide messenger RNA. It is a transcript of the gene VPS35L, whose product is annotated as VPS35 endosomal protein sorting factor like. Bases 24 to 2912 code for a protein of 962 amino acids. Lineage: Eukaryota; Metazoa; Chordata; Lepidosauria; Squamata; Varanidae. The record is from RefSeq and is a predicted model, not a curated record. Gene Ontology annotation, biological process: endocytic recycling. Gene Ontology annotation, cellular component: endosome. The transcript is spliced from 33 exons.
UUGAGUCACGUGAGGGAGGCAAGAUGGCCGCUUUUCCUUGGCAUGCAAGACCAAGAAACUAUGCCCAUGAACUGGAAUCCAGCAGGCUGGAAAUGGUGUCUGUGGAGUUUGGAGACUAUCACCCACUGAAACCCAUAACAGUCACUGAAUCGAAGACCAAGAAAUUGGGCCGUAAAGGAAGCACUUCCUCCACAUCCUCCUCCUCCUCCAGUUCAAUGCUGGAUCCGCUGAGCAGUGUGUUGGAUGGCACGGAUCCUUUGUCGAUGUUUGCAGCAGCUGCCGAGCCAGUGCUCCCUGCAACUCUGGAGAAUGCCAAAAAGAAACGUGAUAAAGAGGAGAGUUUGACUGUAGGGAGUGACUUUGAACCAUGGUCAAGCAAACGGGGAGAAAUCCUUGCUCGGUACACAACAAAUGAAAAGCUUUCAAUUAAUUUAUAUAUGGGAUCUGAAAAAGGAAAAGCAUCAACGCCAGGAUCAGCAGUUUCUGAGAAGGUGCGGACCAGGCUGGAAGAGUUAGAUGAUCUUGAAGAGGGGUCGCAAAAAGAGCUACUAAAUUUGACUCAGCAAGACUACACUAAUCGUAUUGAAGAACUCAACCAGUCUUUGAAGGAUGCAUGGGCCUCGGAUCAAAAAGUAAAAGCUCUAAAGAUUGUCAUUCAGUGUUCUAAACUUCUUUCAGACACAAGUGUGAUUCAGUUUUAUCCAAGUAAAUUCGUCUUGAUAACAGAUAUACUUGACACCUUUGGAAAGCUUGUCUAUGAAAGAAUCCUUUCCAUGUGCACUGACAAUCGCAACACUUUACCAGAAAAUUUUACUCCCGAAAGCGUUAAUGAUACUGCCAAAGAAACUUGUUUAAACUGGUUCUUCAAGAUUGCUUCCAUCCGAGAGCUGAUUCCCAGAUUUUAUGUGGAAGCAGCAAUACUGAAGUGUAACAAAUUUCUGUCUAAAACGGGGAUUUCAGAAUGUCUCCCACGGUUGACCUCCAUGAUCCGAGGAAUUGGGGAUCCUUUGGUUGCAGUGUAUGCUAGAGCAUAUCUUUGCAGGGUUGGGAUGAAAGUAGCACCACAUCUGAAAGAGAGCCUGAACAAGAACUUUUUUGACUUCCUUCUAACCUUUAAACAAAUUCAUGGGGACACUGUUCAGAAUCAGCUGGUACUGCAAUGUGUGGAGAUCCCAUUAUAUCUCACGCUCUAUUCUCCUGCAAUAGAUUGGAUUCUACAGUGCAUCUCUUACCGGGCUGCAGAGGUUUUGUUGACUGAGAUGAUGGAAAGGUGCAAGAAGCUGGGCAACAAUGCCUUGCUCUUGAAUUCAGUAAUGUCUGCCUUCAGAGCUGAGUUCAUUGCUACAAGGUCAACGGAUUUUAUUGCCAUGAUUAAAGAGUGUGAUGAAUCUGGCUUCCCCAAGCAUCUUCUCUUUCGCUCUCUGGGGCAGAACUUGGCUUUAGCUGACCCACCAGAAAGUGAUCGGCUUCAGAUUUUAAAUGAAGCCUGGAAGGUUAUCACAAAGCUGAAGAGCCCACAGGAUUAUAUCAACUGUGCAGAAAUCUGGAUGGAAUAUACCUGUAGGCAUUUCACAAAACGCGAAGUGAAUACUGUUUUAGCAGAUGUCAUCAAACACAUGACUCCAGACCGGGCAUUUGAAGAAGCCUACCCACAGCUUCAGUCAAUAGUUCAGAAAGUCAUCACCUAUUUCCACGACUUCUCCGUUCUCUUUUCAUUGGAGAAAUUCUUGCCAUUCUUGGAUAUGUUCCAAAAGGAGAGUGUGAGAGUGGAGGUUUGUAAGUGCAUCAUGGAAGCUUUUAUUAAGCACCAGCUGGAAACAACCAAGGAUCCUGUCAUUCUCAACGCCCUUCUACAUGUUUGCAAAACGAUGCAUGAUUCUGUGAAUGCAUUGACAUUAGAAGAUGAAAAGCGUAUGCUGGCUUCUUUGAUAAAUGGAUUUUUAAGAAUGGUUUCAUUUGGCCGUGACUUUGAGCAGCAGCUGAGUUUUUAUGUUGAAGCCCGAUCAAUGUUUUGCAAUUUGGAACCUGUUCUUGUCCAGCUGAUUCAUAGUGUGAACCAGCUGGCAAUGGAAACAAGAAAAGUGAUGAAAGGGAAUCAUUCCAGAAAGACUGCUGCCUUUGUUAGGGCUUGUGUUGCUUUCUGCUUCAUUACAAUUCCAUCUUUGACAAGUAUAUUUUCUCGACUUAAUUUGUACCUGCUCUCUGGACAAGUUGCUUUGGCAAAUCAGUGUCUUUCACAAGGGGAUGCCUUUUUCAAGGCAGCGAUAAGCCUUGUUCCUGAGGUCCCGAAGACAAUCAACAUAGAAGGGAAGAUGCGGCCCUCUGAAGCGUUCCUCCUAGAAUUCCUCUGCAAUUUCUUUUCUACCUUGUUGAUUAUUCCGGACCAUCCUGAGCAGGGCGUGUUGUUCCUGGUGCGAGGGCUGCUAAACGUCAUCCAGGACUACACUUGGGAAGAUAACAACGAUGACAAAAUCCGGAUCUACACGAACGUGGUGCAUCUUCUCUCGGCGAUGAGUCAGGAGACGUUCAUUUACCAUGUGGACAAAGUUGAAUCCAAUGAUACCUUGUAUGGUGGAGAUACCAAAUUCUUGGCAGAAACCAGCAAGCUGUGUGAAACGGUGAUAGCACAAAUCCUGGACCAUCUCAAGAACCUCGGAAAGGAUGAGACUUUAAAACGACAGAGCCAACUGGCCCUCUACUUCUUCAGUAGCAUCUUGGCCCAUGGAGAUCUGCGGAACAACAAGCUCAACCAGCUUGCGGUUAACUUGUGGAACCUCGCUCAAAAGCAUGGCUUUGCUGACACAAAAACCAUGGUCAAAACCUUGGAAUACAUCAAGAAGCAAAGCAAAUACCCUGAGCUGAGCCAUUUUUCAGAGCUGGCACUACGACUUCCUCUGCAGUCAAGGACCUGAUGAAUGUUAGCCUGCUGGAAGGCAGUUCUCCAAGGCCUAUAAAACACAUUAAUGUUCUUGGACAAACAAGCAGAAGGAGCCAUGUGCAUGAGGAGAGCAAAGAAAAAAACUGGAGUAAACACUGUUUAUCCACAGCUGGAAUGGCAGUUAUGUCAGGAGGUAUGUAGGAACAGUUGUGUCAUGGAUUCGGGGACAAAAGCUAAUUAUGAGAAAAGGAGAAGCCGGGCCAGCGCAGAGGGGAAAAAAGGAUGCCUCGCAUUAGGAACAGCUCCAAAACACUGGACAAUUUUCUUUAAAAAAGUAGAACUGCUCAUGGAUUAUUCAUUUCCAUGGAUAUAGUAUACACACAUACACAAAAAUUACAUUUACUGAGGCCCCUUUUCCAAACAAGUCUGCUUGGAUUUUGCCCUAACAAUGUCAGUCAUCAAGGAAGGAGAGGGCACAGAAAAGCACAGCUUCUUUUGGGCUGAAGGUAAAUCAGCCCUCUCUGUUUCAGUGACCAUCUUUGCAUCAAGUUGGCCAAAGCAGCACAGGGUACAUGAUGCAAUAACAACCAGAUUCCUCUCAGAAACCCCCAAGCAGGGCAUAAAAGCCUGUAGCCACUAGUAAGUCAAGACGUGAUCUGGGAGAGAGAUCAGCUAAUCCAAACCAAUCUGAAUGCUAGCAAACACAAAACAGAGGCUUCAAAUACAGUAUUUACUAGUACAGUUAUGACAGCUACACACCAUGUUCACACUGAAAGAAGAAAAUGAGGUUUGUUUGCUUGUUUUUCCUAUUUCACAUACAACCCAGUGUUGAUCACUGAACCCGUCGCUGCUAUGUUUCAGAAAGGAGGGGUUUUUAAGCAUCCCUGUUUGAAACUCUAACACAGUGAAGUGAAGACUUCAGAAAAAUGUGCUACUGGAAUGGAAGUGAGGUCAUUGCAUGGUUCGUCCCAUCUAACUAAACUCAACAACUUUUGGAAGAGUGCCUUGGAAUGAAGCAGAGCCCAAAACCUGUCAUUAUCUAUCCCUUUGUUGUUCUGACUGAAAGGCAG